Molecule: messenger RNA, 3564 nt
Organism: Ostreobium quekettii
Lineage: Eukaryota; Viridiplantae; Chlorophyta; Ulvophyceae; Bryopsidales; Ostreobiaceae
Source: the annotation of a GenBank genome assembly
AUGGCUGCUCUCUGGUGCUCUCAAUGCAAACAGGUCCUGGCCCUUGCCAAGGAUCUUAGAUGGUUUCAAGAUGGCAGCAGUGAUGCUGUUUCCUUGUGCUCUGUUCCUGGCACAUUGCUGGACAGUAUUGAGUACAAAGAGCCCUCUCUUGUUGGGGGAAAGUCGAAGGUUCAAAGAAAAUUGCACUGCAAGCAAUGUGACGAGGACAUUGGAGCUCGGACGAAAUUGGGACUGUGCAGUGGGCGUGAUUGUUUCAGCUACAAAAAGACUGUGUUUGUGGAGUCACAGGGAAAGAAAUUCCCAGGAGCAAAAUGGAAGUCAGUCCUGCAGGAGCUUUGUCAAGCAGGUGUUGCUGAAUUGGUCAGCAUUGCUGAGGGACGACCAUCAGCCACGGAUCCAAAGGUGUCAAUAGUUUUGGCUGAUCCAGAGUCAUUGACAGACGACACUCUACAGCAACUGGCAAAAUUUGAGCUCAGGGACUACCAGCUGGAGAUGACGCGGGUUGCCCUUAAAGCGAACUCUCUGAUCUGUCUUCCAACUGGGUCUGGGAAAACCUUGAUUGCAGCCGCAGUCAUGCAUGCAAUGCUGCGCCUGAAUCCACAGAAGAUGGCUGUGUUUGUUGUGAACAAUGUGGCCCUUGUUGAGCAGCAGGCAAGGCAGUUGCGACAACAGAUACCACAUGCGACAGUGAUCGCUGUACAUGGGCAGCUGGAGGAUGAGAUGGAAGUCAGAAGAGCUUACAAGAUUGCCCGUGAUCGUGGAGCCGAUGCAUUGGUGGUCACUUGCGGACUGUUGAACGGCUGGCUUCUUAGUGAAGAUGGCAUGCGGAUGUGUGAUGUUUGCUGCUUGGUCCUUGAUGAGGCACAUCAUGCAACAGGAAAUAGCGAUUAUGUGAACCUGAUGAAACGGUUUUGGAUGCCACUUCUGGAAAUCUACCGUCCAUUGGUAAUGGGGCUGACAGCCUCACCGGUGGAUGGUACAGGGGACAUUACAGACCAGAAAUUCUCUACCCAGUUGGACAACCUGAAAACUGCGUUGCAGUGCCGACUGUGCACCCCACAGAAUUGUUCAGUCUACGAUCACAUAGCACUGCCAACGGCAUAUGCAGUCUGUGCAGAAUCCCCUUCACAUAAAGACGAGCAUCUCAGGGAGCAAAUUGAGAGUUAUCUGAAGAAAUUGAUGCUAUUGGCUGGGAACCUGCAUGUGACAGGGUUGUUUGAUGCAUGUGACUCUGCAACUAGCAACAAAAUGAGGUCAUUGUUGAGGAAGGAGCUAAAGAAAUCGAGAUCAAAGAUUAAGGAAUUGGGCCCGGUUGCUAAUGAACAAGCAGCCCAGCAAAGAGACAAAUGUAUGAAACUCCAGUUGAUCCUGGAGCACUUGCAAGACGUGCUGGAGGUUUUUGACGUUAAUGAGGUUGUGGGCUGGACAAACGCAACACAGGUUUUGAUAAACCUGUUUGAGAAGAUCAAAGAGGGCCAACAUGGGACAGCUAGCAAGGAGCAGAAGGCAAAACAUGAUUUAUUAUGCCCGGUUUUCAAAACCUGGCAUGCUGACCUGGCUCGUGAUAGGCCCCCGCAGGAAAUCAGAGAGGCUGUUGUAUCGAGCAGGUGUCAGGAAUUGGUCAAAAUCCUCAAGGAAUUCAUAGAGACAGAGGAGGCUGGUCAGGCGAUUGUGUUUGUUGGAAUGCGAAAGACAGCCAAGAAAUUGACCACAUUUCUGGCAACGAAAUGUCCGGACAUUGGGCUGAAGCUGCACCCUGAGGCAGUUGUUGGGCAUGGGCAAGCCGGAGCUGAUGGAAUGGAGUUUGAGGGACAGCAGGAUCAGGUUCUCAACAACUUUCGAAGAGGAUUUACCAGAUUGCUUGUCGCCACAUGUGUGCUUGAGGAAGGCAUUGACAUUCCGAAGUGCAGCCUGGUGGUACGCUUUGAUGAAGAUACUCCCAUUCGUGCGUUGAUCCAGAGUAGGGGGCGUGCUCGGGCUAAGGAUGGAAGGCUAAUAGUUAUUUGCACAUCAAGCAAGAGAGUCGAGUUGUUGUGCAAUACAGUUAAUCAGGAGCAUUUGAUUUUGGAGGCUUUGAGGAAGGAAAUGAAAAGGACAGACAUCCAUGGUGGGUGUGGUGAGCUCCCAGAAGCAUGUGCAAAGCAGGAGUUGGAGGUGAAUCCAGACACAGCCCCCCGUUGGAGACCACCUCCAUCAGCUUCAGGGCAAGAGGUGAGCAAAUACCCAGAAUGGGGUGCAGAUUUUGGCCAAGAUGAUCUUAUUUGUGACCUGACAUUUGGGCAUGGAGAAGAUGGUGAUACCACAAGUGAUGAUGGAUGUGAGUCUGGCACCGAUGGAGCUGACUUUGUGCAGUUGGCAUUUACUGGGAUCUUCACAAGACAAAUGUAUCCACCUGAGGAUACAAUGAAAUCGAGACUGCAUGGCAUCUGUGAUGUGCUGCAUUGGAAUAAGAUAGUGCUGCCCGUCAGGGACAUCCUUGGUGUCAUUGAGCACCAUGACUUCUGGGUGAGGCCACCUGGCUGUGCAGAGUAUGCAGACGACCAGAGGAAAUUCGAAAGGGAAUUUUGGCAGCAUUAUUUCAGUGAGGGGCAUGACGAUGUGUGGCUUCAGAUCCACAAGAAGCCAAACCUUGCAGGCCGUGCAGUGCGGCUGCAGGUGGCCAAGUUCACACUGGGUUCAUGGUACAACCAUCAUGAGUUUAUUGCUGGGGCUGAGCUGGGCAGUGUGUUGCGUCUGUCUCUCGACCAUUCGGAGCGAGAGAUCGUCAUUGAGGUGGACGAGGUGUUUAGUGUGGAGUUCAACUUUUGGGAGGUCCAGGACUUCAUUGUGGUCCAUGCGUCUCCGGACCUGACAGAUGUGGCAUUGCACCUAACGCUGCGCCACCCACCUCGCCUGUACAAGGUACUGAAGGCUGAGGGGACCAAUGUGGAGACCAGGAAUCGCCUCACAGAAAUCAAAGAGGCCAGUGGCAAGAUUGUGGACUCGGACUGCUUCGCCCAGUGUCUGACAUACAGGCUGCAGCUGGCCAACCCUGAGAACAAGGAAGCACCCUUCACACCGAACAUAACCAAGUGCCUCAAGCUGUUCCAUGGGGUGGGGAAGCGCAUCUUCUUUGCAAUAGUCAGGAAAGUGCCCAGUGCGGAUGGGGGCCAAUCGUGGAAUGCUGGCAUCUCACCGAAGUGCAAGCACCACAGUGAUCCUGAGGUCAAUUAUGCAUGGUGCUGCAUUCGCAGCUCCUCAGGUUUUGUUGCAGAACGGUUUGAUGACGUCUUCUUUGAGGAACUGAGCCAUGUUCCUGGUGUCGUUGCAUGUGAAUGCCUGUACAUAAUGGUACAUGACCUUGGGCGAUCCCUGUUUGGUACCCCUGCAAGUCUGUUCAAACGUGCAAGAUGGACGUAUUUCAACAGAUCCACUGUGGAUGGCAUUUCUGGUGAAGGCCAUGCCAAGGUUAGGCGCAUGGUCUUGACACCCACAAGAAUGGUGUUUUUUGAGCCAGACACAAUGCAGGUAGGAGAAUGGUUUAAAUGCAAGACAGUGUUGAAUGCCAUGGAAUAUGUUUAUUGA